AUGUUAGUAGAAAGAACAAAUUAUGAUGAAGAAAGUGAUGCUGAGAUAAAAGACCCUGACCGAAUACAUAAAUAUAUCACUGUAGUUUUUGAGGUUGACAAUAAAGAAAAUUUGGACCUUUAUUUGAAUGAAGAGAUUAGAACACCAAAGAUUCAAAAAGCUUUACAAGAUAAAUUCAAUUCCAAAAAUGCCUUAGUGGUUUCUUCAUGUCGUGUUUUAUAUCUGCUUUGCACUUUGGGCGAAACGAAUCAGUUAAAUGCAAAAAUAUAA
This is a messenger RNA of Entrophospora candida, 270 nucleotides long. The record is from the annotation of a GenBank genome assembly. Lineage: Eukaryota; Fungi; Glomeromycota; Glomeromycetes; Entrophosporales; Entrophosporaceae.